This is a messenger RNA of Abrus precatorius (Indian licorice), 1926 nucleotides long. RefSeq names its product cold-responsive protein kinase 1-like. Lineage: Eukaryota; Viridiplantae; Streptophyta; Magnoliopsida; Fabales; Fabaceae. The record is from RefSeq and is a predicted model, not a curated record. Bases 1 to 1926 code for a protein of 641 amino acids. Gene Ontology annotation, molecular function: ATP binding; protein kinase activity. Gene Ontology annotation, biological process: protein phosphorylation. The transcript is spliced from 8 exons.
AUGAAGAUGUUCGUGCAAGUGGCGUUGUUCUCAUCAACGUUGUUAUGCAUAUGGUGGAGCAGUGACGCAGACCCUCAAACACUUCUACUCAACGCUGGGUGCAGCCGUUACAACGCAACAAACUUGAAUCGCUUCUUAGCGAAUCUGAACGCAACAUUUUCAGAGCUGAGAGAAAAGAUUAGCAGUGAAAACAUGCAGUUUGGGACAGUCACGAAAACGAGUGGAGGUGCCCUUUCAUAUACAAUGUUUCAAUGCAGAAACUAUCUCUCCAAAAACGAUUGUCUCAGUUGCUUCGCCACCGCCUCCGCCCAACUCCGCAACUGCUCCACCGCCAGCGGCGCCCGUGUCACCUACGACGGCUGCUUCUUCAGGUACGAGAGUGAGGGAUUCUACGAUCAGAGUACUGAUCUAGGCAACGGUGUUUCAUGUGGGAAUCAAACUGCACAUGAAAGAGAUGUGUUUAGUGCAAUUGGACGGCAAGUGCUAAUGAACCUCCAAAUAGCAACACCCAAAAUUAAAGGGUUUUUUGCAGCUACUAAGACACCUGUGGUUGGUGUUGGUGCAAUUUAUGCCAUUGCACAAUGUAUUCAAACAAUCACACCCAGUGGUUGUUCAGAUUGCUUGAGAGUUGAUUACAACAACAUGCAUACCUGUCUUCCCAAUACAAAUGGUAGAGCAUAUGAUGCUGGGUGUUUUAUGAGAUACUCCACCACACCCUUCUUUGCUGAUAACCAGACUAUUGAUAUUAACCCCUAUCUAAAACAAGGAGGUUCAAGCAAGAAGUGGGCCAUUAUUGGUGGUGUUGUUGGAGGUAUAGUACUUGUGAUCCUCCUUUCAUUAUUUGUCUGGUGUAGAAGAUCUCAAAAACCCAAGAGAGUUUCUAGAGGCAACAUAUUGGGAGCAACCGAGUUGAGAGGUCCUGUCAACUACAAGUAUAAUGAUUUGAAAGAUGCAACAAAAAAUUUUAGUGAUGAAAAUAAAUUAGGAGAAGGAGGCUUUGGAGAUGUAUACAAGGGUACACUGAAAAAUGGGAAAGUUGUAGCAGUCAAAAAAUUAAUUUUAGGCAAAUCCGACAAGACUGAUGAUGAUUUUGAAAGUGAAGUCAAGCUUAUAAGUAAUGUUCAUCAUAGAAAUUUGGUCCGGCUUCUUGGUUGUUGCAGUAAAGGCCAAGAAAGAAUACUUGUUUAUGAAUACAUGGCAAACAAUAGCCUUGACAGAUUCUUAUUUGGUGACAAAGAAGGUUCCCUCAAUUGGAAACAACGGUAUGAUAUAAUUUUAGGCACAGCAAGGGGACUGACCUAUCUGCAUGAGGAAUUCCACGUUUCUAUCAUACAUAGGGAUAUCAAGAGUGGCAAUAUCCUCUUGGAUCAUGAAUUUCAACCCAAAAUUUCUGAUUUUGGGUUAGCAAGGCUUUUACCUGGGGACAAAUCACAUCUUAAAACAAGAUUUGCAGGAACAUUGGGAUACACAGCACCUGAGUAUGCAAUUCAUGGUCAACUAUCAGAAAAAGCUGACACCUACAGCUAUGGUAUUGUAGUCUUAGAAAUAAUAAGCGGUCAAAAGAGUACCGAGCUAAGGGUUGAUGAUGAUGGUAGUCAUGAAUACCUUCUUCGACGAGCAUGGAAACUGUAUGAAGAAGGCAUGCACUUGGAGUUAGUGGAUAAAAGCUUAAACUCUAAUGAGUAUGAUGUAGAAGGAGUGAAGAAAAUCAUAGAAAUAGCUUUGUUGUGCACUCAAGCAUCAGCUGCAACGAGGCCAACAAUGUCUGAAGUAGUAGUUCUACUCAACAGCAAGAACUUUAUCGAGCAUGUGAGACCUUCAAUACCAGUGUUUGUUGAAAGAAAUCUAAGGCCCCAAGGAGAUGUUCCUAACUCAAUCACUUCCUCCAAUGCUACUGUCUCUACUUCUGAUGCAUCUGCUAGAUGA